AGGUAUCUAACGGAUCAGCCCGGUGAUGCCAUAGCCAUGCCGGGGCAGAGAGGGGCUGCACCUCCUGCAGAUGUUGGCCCAGGCGGGGGCGUCCAGUGCCUGGGGGAUGUGCUCGUCUACAGCAGCUCCGUAGGGUCCUGGAUCAACGGCACCGUGGUAGAGAUCUUUGAGACGGACUGCGUGGCGGAUGGCUAUUCCAUGCCGGCGGGAUGUAUCAAGGUGGCGCUCGAGAACGGCAGCAUCAAGUACGUCCAGCCGGAACAGGCGUCCACAGUGCUGCGACCCCGUCAGUUCUUCGACCACGCGAGGGACACGAGAGACACUAGGCCGGCGGGGAAUCCGGAGCCCAGCAGCCGGGCCCAGGUGGGCGAUGCGCGCAUGGAGGCGCGAGAUCGCUGGAACACCUACGAGAUCCGGCUUCAGGAGAUCUUUUCGGACUAUGACAAAGAUCACUCGGGUGCGUUGGAGGUGGAGGAGUUCCGGGCCCUGCUGCGGGACUUCAACCAGGGCCGCAACCCCACGGACGAGGAGUAUGCCUUCAUGAUGAAGCUCGCUGACAAGGACCGCGAUGGGCGAAUCAGCCUGGGAGAGCUGCAUUAUGCCCUUCGGGCCUGGCACAGCUACCGGCACAUGGACGACUCGGUGCUGCGGCUCUUUGCGGAGUUCGACUUUGAUGAGUCCGGUCAGCUCUCGCUCGAGGAGUUGGCCGGCUUGCUCACCGCCAUGAACGGCAACAAGCCCGUGCCCAGGCAGGAGGUCAUCAGAGUCAUGCAGGAGGCGGAUAUCGCAGGAGACGGUGUGAUCCACCGGGCAGAGCUGCUGGGCGCCAUUUCGGCCUGGUACGGCAACGUGGACCGCAAGGACACGGAUCUGCCCUCCUUGAUGCGGGAAGCCUUGGCCAGAAGCAUCAAGGACGCAGACUAUGCGGGCGCGUUGGAUCAAGGCCGCAGCGCCUUUGGACACGCCACGUCGAUGGUGAAGGGCUUCGUGGGCUACUCCCAGGUGGAUGAUGGUUCGGCGCAGCAGUGGACGCCCUCAGCACCGCUACCGGUGAUCUCAGAUUCCAACUUCUCAGAGCAGCCGGUGGGCCAACGGGUGAUUCAGGCGGCUCCUUUGGUCCUCAGCUCCUGCAGCAAGUUCUGCUAUGUGGGCUUCCCCUUCAUCUUCGGCUGGAUCUUGGUGGUCGCCGGCUGGGAGUAUCGAGGCAGCAUUUGCCCGAGAAAUCUGGACGGCAUCCUGAUGUGGUUCGGCUUCCUGGUCCUCGUCUUUAGCGGCCUCGCCUAUGUGACAGACCCCAACGCGGUGGUCGGCCGUAUCGCCAUCCUGGUCAUCCUGGGGGUCCUCAAUAUCGUGGGAUUCCUCUGGACCGCCGACCCGGCGGUUGACCAGAACAAGGGCGCCUGCGGCCUGACCCUGGUAUGGUUCAGCUGGUUUGUCUGGCUCGGGGUGCCGAUCUGCAGCCUAGGCUACAUCGGCUUCCUCUUGGCAUCACAUGUGCGGAAGCUGCAGCGGAAGGACGAGCACCUGCAGAACGAGGUCAUCGUUUUCUGAGUGAGCGGCUAACCGGCCAUUCACGGGACCUGCUUGAAACCCUUC
Effrenium voratum is the source of this 1596-nucleotide messenger RNA. The record is from the annotation of a GenBank genome assembly. Lineage: Eukaryota; Dinophyceae; Suessiales; Symbiodiniaceae.